Messenger RNA from Malaya genurostris, 2568 nucleotides. Its product is annotated as DNA repair protein complementing XP-C cells homolog. The coding region runs from base 1 to 2469 and encodes 822 amino acids. Gene Ontology annotation, cellular component: cytoplasm; nucleus; nucleotide-excision repair factor 2 complex. Gene Ontology annotation, biological process: mismatch repair; nucleotide-excision repair. The transcript is spliced from 3 exons. Lineage: Eukaryota; Metazoa; Arthropoda; Insecta; Diptera; Culicidae. Gene Ontology annotation, molecular function: single-stranded DNA binding; damaged DNA binding. The record is from RefSeq and is a predicted model, not a curated record.
AUGAAGCGCCAAACAAAAUUGCCUACCUCUUUACGUGCUAAAAUAUUCGGUCAGCUCUCCAAAAUGAAUGCUACGGCCACUGAUCAAAUUUCAAGUAUUCCAUCGUUGAAGGAAUCCCAGAAGCAGCCUUCUGGUAGCGAUUCGGAUGCAGAUUCAGUUGGAUCUCUGGCAGACCACCUAGUACGAAUGGAAGAUAUCGAUUUAGAUUCCAACUUCUAUAGCCAGCCAUACCCUGACACGAAAGAUUUUUCCACAAGUGAGACAGGUACAAAAGUAGAACUAAGUGAUGCUGAUUCUGAUUGGGAGGCGGAGAAAACCCUAAGGGUUAGUACCAUGCUAUCGCAGUUGAAUGAUUAUGAACAGAAGUUUAACCCGGUCAUGAGUGUAUGUAAUAACACACAAAAUAAAGUCAAUGAAAAAACCACCCUUGAGCAACCCGAUAAUAUUGUUCAAGUUAUUUGCAAAACUGAAUACGUGCACAAUAAAGAACAUACAACUGAGCAAGGAUCUGGGGACGAAUGGGAACCUAUACACAAUUUCGAAAAUAGAUUAUCAACAGAUAGCAUUGAAGUUGUAGUACGUGAACAACCCAAAAGAUUCAGCAAAGUCGUAGAUGUUGAUGCUCAACUGAAUAGAUUAUUGCAAGACGAACGACGAGAGAAACAGUUACUGCUUCACAAAGUUCAUCUGCUUUGUUUGUUGAGUUACGGGUAUUAUUUAAAUCGCCUAGUCAAUCAAUUAAUUAUAGAAAAUGCAGAUGAAAUUCUCUGUGCGCUGCGUGGUAUUUCUACUGAAGUUCCAGAGCAGUUGGAUUUCAUAUUUCUUCAAACGGUCUGUGAUACGUAUAGGAAAAACAAUAGACUGAAAAAGCUACCGCAAAUAAUAUCAUUUGCAAGAAAAAAUACUUCAAAUAGAACAUCCACAGACGUGUCAUCCAAAGAAGCAUAUGUAGUGCUGUUUGCCGCUGUUUUGCGGUUUUUGUGCGUUGAAACUAGAUUGGUCAUGCAUCUGAAUGUACUAUCCAAAAGUAUAGCCACAAAAAGCAAGCGCCUGGCAAAAUUAUCCGCCAACCAAGAUACAAACGAAACGGAUGUAUCUCUGGAACGCUACCCCAACGUGCCAUUAACCACCGCGGAAAUAUUAAAACGUAAACCGGAAUUCAGUCACUUCUCUCAAAUACCACAAGUGGAUGGAGCCGACGAUCAAGUAGUGGAAGAAAAACGACCGCGUUUCCAUGUCGAACUGGACACCAAACCGAAAUUGUGGAAAUUGAAAAAAAUCAACAAUUCUGUGGCGAGGAAUAAAGCUGGUAAUCGCAAAGAGUUAAUUCCUAAAAAGAAAUCAGUUCUAACCCCCGUUGGUAAGAGCAACAUCAAAGUGGAAACCGAUUCGGUGACGAGAUCACCGUUUUUCGAAGGACGAAAAGUCAUUGGUCAAAAUAAUUUCAAUAAUCAACUACCUAAAGAAAAUGUGCCGUCGAUUUGGGUUGAAGUAUUUUUACCUUCUGAAAAACGUUGGUUAGUGGUAGACAUACAGCCAGGAAAAUACGAUUGUUUAGAUCACGUGGUUGAAAAACUAUCCUCUCCGCCUGCCUAUGUUUUCGGUUGGACCAACGAUAAUACCCUUCAUGAUGUGACCGCUCGGUACUGGUGGAACAAUGAAACCGGAGCAAAGAGACAACGAGUGGCAGAAAAGUGGUUGCAGUCACUGUUGCAUCAUUUCGGAAGACGAAGAAAAACUUUGAUGGAUCUGUUGGAUGUGCAGGAGUUCAGACGACUACGAUUCCGGGCACCGAUACCGAAAAAGCUAUCAGACUUCAAAAACCAUCCAUCGUACUGCUUGAAACGAGAUCUGCUAAAAUUCCAAGCAAUUUAUCCGCCGGAAGCUCCACCACUUGGUUUUCUGGGGGACGAACCCAUUUAUGCACGUAAGUGCGUUCACACGCUCCACUCGCGCGAAGUUUGGUUACGCCAUGCUAAGGUUAUUCGACUUUACGAACAACCCUAUAAAAUCGUCAUGUCAAAAUUGAAACGAGAGAAAACGGAAUUGGAAUUGUUCGGCUACUGGCAAACAGAAGAAUAUGUUCCUCCGGAACCAGUAGGCGGACGGGUGCCGCGCAACGCUUACGGAAAUAUUGAAAUUUUCAAAGACUGCAUGCUGCCCAAGGGAACUGUUCAUCUGAAACAGAUCAACAUAUCUAAAAUCUGUCGGAAGAUGAACGUGGAUUACGCCAUCGCUGUCGUCGGUUUCGGAAUCCAUGCCGGAGGCAACCACCCGGUGUUUGAUGGUAUCGUUAUUUGCAAAGAGUUCGAACAGCAGGUGCUUGAAGAAUACGAACGAGAUAAGGUGGAGCAAGAGCUGAGAAAGCAUUUGAGGCGUGAGAAAGCUAUUUACGAUAGAUGGAGAAGGUUGAUUAAAGGAUUAAUAAUAAGAAAUCGAUUAAAAUAUCGAUAUAAUUUUGAUUUGUAAAAUGCAAGCUUUUGUAUUUAACAGAUUAUUUGUAGAGAAUCGUUUAGAACGAAUAAAACAUAGAAAAUAUAUUUUUUCAAAAGAAAUCAACACGUUUUG